AUGGGUAAACGGAAGAAAUCUAGCAGAGGCCCCGUGAAGCGGGUCGUCCAGCGGCUGGACACAAAGUUCAAUUGUCUCUUUUGUAACCACGAACAGUCCGUUUCGUGCACGCUGGACAAGAAGAACAGUAUUGGGACGCUGUCGUGCAAGAUCUGCGGACAGUCCUUCCAGACGCGGAUCAACACGCUGUCGCAGCCCGUGGACGUGUACAGCGACUGGUUUGACGCGGUCGAGGAGGUGAACCAGGGCCGGGCGAGCGAGUCCGAGGGCGACGGGUCCGAGGGGUCCAGUAGCGACUACGAGAGCGAUUCGGACGGUGGGCACGGCGCCGGUACCCUUGUGGGUUCUGAAGGUGGUGCUGCUGCUGUAGCGGCACGUGUGCAGCGUAGAGUGCUGGACUCGGAUGAGGACGAAGAGGAGGUGGAAGCGGAUGAUGACACGCAUGGGGAUAGCCCGAAGAGAACUGGUAGAGCGCUCAUAGACAGCGAUGAUGACGACGACGACGACGAAUAG
Molecule: messenger RNA, 513 nt
Organism: Huiozyma naganishii CBS 8797
Lineage: Eukaryota; Fungi; Ascomycota; Saccharomycetes; Saccharomycetales; Saccharomycetaceae
Gene: ELF1
Product: Elf1p
Exons: 1
Coding region: 1-513 (170 amino acids)
Biological process (GO): transcription elongation by RNA polymerase II
Cellular component (GO): transcription elongation factor complex
Molecular function (GO): RNA polymerase II complex binding
Source: RefSeq, a predicted model, not a curated record